UCACACAAUCCAUCCUAUUCUCCGUCAAGAUGCAGGAACAGUUCGCUCCAUUGAAGAAUGACCUUUUGCUGAGGGCCGCAAGAGGCGAGAAGGUCGAGCGUCCUCCGAUAUGGGUUAUGCGUCAAGCUGGACGCUAUCUCCCCGAAUACCACGAAGCUAAAGGAGGUCGCGACUUUUUCGAAUGCUGCCGCAGCCCGGAAAUCGCCUCGACGUUGACUAUCCAGCCGGUGGAACGGUAUGCAGGGCUUAUCGAUGCCGCAAUCAUCUUCUCCGAUAUUCUAGUCAUUCCCCAGGCUAUGGGAAUGCAGGUUGAGAUGGUUGACAAGAAGGGACCCCACUUCCCUGAACCGCUGAAGUCGCCGGACGACGGACAGUACGAAAAAGUGAUGCAGAAGCAGGUCGAUGUUAAGGCGGAGCUUGACUAUGUUUACAAGGCCAUCCGACUCACCCGGCAUAAGUUGCAAGGCCGUGUCCCGCUCAUUGGUUUUUGUGGUGCUCCUUGGACCCUCCUGUGCUACAUGGUUGAAGGUGGCGGAAGCAAGAUGUUUGUUCAGUCGAAGACAUGGGUCUACAAGUACCCAAAGGAAUCCCAGGCGUUGUUGCAAAAGAUCGCAGAGAUCUGUGUGGAAUACCUUGCUCUCCAGGUUGCCGCAGGCGCCCAGUUGGUCCAGGUCUUUGACUCAUGGGCCGGUGAACUUUCUCCGGCCUCGUUCAAGUCGUUCUCGCUCCCAUAUCUGCGCCAUAUCUCUGCAAAUCUGCCCAAGCGGCUGAGGGAAAUGGGACUGGAGCCAGUGCCCAUGACUGUUUUCGCCAAGGGCGCAUGGUAUGCACUUGAUGAUCUUUGUGAAUCCGGCUAUAACGUUGUGGGGCUUGACUGGCUACAUGACCCAGCGGAAGCUAGGCGAAUUGCGAAUGGUCGGGUCACCAUCCAGGGUAAUGCUGAUCCCGGUAUGCUCUACGGUGGUCGUGCUGCCAUCACGGAAGUUGUCGAGAACAUGGUUAAAGGGUUCGAGAAGGGCAAGCAAGGAUGGAUUGCCAACUUGGGCCAUGGCAUUACUCCAUUUGUGAAGCCUGAGGAUCUUAAAUUCUUUUUUGAGGAGAUCCACAGACUAACGGCUUAAACAAAGCAUAUGACAUGAUCAUGGCGAUGAUUUUUGAAGGGUUGAGGCUCUGACUAUGUACACUGCGAUUCCUCAUACCCUGCAGCUCAUCGGCGAAUGGCUGAUUGGCCUAUGAUAUAUUCACGGCUUAUACGGCAAUAUCCUCAUUCCUACAUUUUAUAUGUCGACCAUAGUUAGUUACUAUCAUUUUGAGAUGGGGGGAUGGGCGGUAAAACAAUAUACGUUAUCGACGAC
Aspergillus nomiae NRRL 13137 is the source of this 1355-nucleotide messenger RNA. Its product is annotated as uroporphyrinogen decarboxylase HEM12. Gene Ontology annotation, cellular component: cytosol. Gene Ontology annotation, molecular function: uroporphyrinogen decarboxylase activity. Lineage: Eukaryota; Fungi; Ascomycota; Eurotiomycetes; Eurotiales; Aspergillaceae. The record is from RefSeq and is a predicted model, not a curated record. The transcript has 4 exons. Bases 30 to 1121 code for a protein of 363 amino acids. Gene Ontology annotation, biological process: heme biosynthetic process.